Ctenopharyngodon idella (grass carp) is the source of this 4730-nucleotide messenger RNA. Its product is annotated as inactive ubiquitin carboxyl-terminal hydrolase 53. The coding region runs from base 700 to 3735 and encodes 1011 amino acids. The record is from RefSeq and is a predicted model, not a curated record. Lineage: Eukaryota; Metazoa; Chordata; Actinopteri; Cypriniformes; Xenocyprididae. Gene Ontology annotation, molecular function: cysteine-type deubiquitinase activity. The transcript is spliced from 18 exons. Gene Ontology annotation, cellular component: cell-cell junction. Gene Ontology annotation, biological process: protein deubiquitination; response to auditory stimulus; sensory perception of sound.
CCCUUCGCCGUGCUGCACUGGGACAGACUGCAGUACAUACUGUAUUGUAGAGCAGAGGCGGAGUUUCACCUCAGCACCGAAACCAGCUGAAAAUUCAGGUGCCCGCAGUCAGUCAGUCAACUCAUAUCAGUAAUGCACACAGGACUACUGCAGGGACCUUUCACUUCACACUACAGGAUUUUAACUAACUAAAGAAAGAGUGAAAACAAUAUCAAGAUAUAAGAGCGAAGGCGCUUAUGGUGUUAUGUAUGUAGUGUAGUGUACAUCUUUACCGGUGUGUUUUCGUGCGUCGUCUGUCGCUUCCUCUUCUCAGUCCAGCAGUUUAACGCCGUAAUUCAGCAGGAGUCAAUGGGAAUUUCUGAUCCUCAGUAAACUAUUUCACUGGACACUGAAAGAAAAAGAGGAUUAUCAAUCGUUUAUUGCUCAUGCGAGUGAGUCCUACUCAUCCUAAGGCUGAUGUCCUUCAAGAGUAGCGUCAGAAACAUGGACGACCCUUUAAAGGUUGACUGAUUCCAGCUGACACCUCAUGAGUGCUUUAUAACUAUGCUGCGAGUCACUAGAGGCCUUAUGGCCACAGUAUCUGCCAACAACUCGCCAAAUUCCCUAACUCAUUUCAGGGAAUGAUCAAACCAUCCUGUCUAGGACAUACGCAUCAAGAUACCUCUUACAUACAGCAGGAAGGAAAAUACCCCAAAUCCAAUGGCAUGGGUCAAGUUCUUCAGGAGACCAGGGGGCAAUCUUUCCAAGUCUUACCAGCCGGGAUCUAUGAUGUCCUUGGCCCCCACCAAGGGACUACUAAAUGAGCCGGGACAGAACAGCUGCUUCCUCAACAGUGCAGUGCAGGUGCUUUGGCACCUCGAUAUCUUCAGACGGAGUCUUCGUCAGCUUCCAAACCACUACUGCUUGGGGGAUUCCUGCAUCUUUUGCGCUUUGAAGGGAAUAUUCUGUCAAUUCCAGCACAGCCGAGAGCGAGCGUUACCCUCAGAUAACCUGCGUAAUGCCCUAGCCGAAACCUUUAAGGAUGAGCAGCGCUUUCAGUUAGGCUUCAUGGAUGAUGCUGCUGAGUGCUUCGAGAACAUUCUAGAAAGGAUUCACCUGCACAUCGCCCCAGAUGCCGAGACUGGCGCUUGCUCAUCCAAAUCUUGUAUCACUCAUCAGAAGUUUGCUAUGGAAGUUUAUGAACAGUCAGUGUGUAGGAGCUGUGGUGCGUCGUCCGACCCGCUACCCUUCACUGAGCUUGUGCACUAUGUGUCCACAACAGCCCUCUGCCAACAAGCCUUGGAGAUGACGAGAGAUGAAAGGUUGCGGCCAGAUAUGUUUGGGGAGUUGCUACAAGCCGCCAGCACAGUUGGAGAUAUGCGGAACUGUCCGAGUAACUGUGGUCAGAGAAUCAAGAUCCGGCGCGUGCUGAUGAACUCUCCAGAAAUCGUGACCAUUGGAUUUGUGUGGGACUCAGAACAUUCAGACCUCACCGAAGACGUCCUCCGCUCUCUCGGAUCAAGCCUCAACCUCUCAGGGCUCUUUUAUCGUGUCACAGACGAGCGUGCGAAGAAGUGUGAGCUGCUGUUGGUGGGAAUGAUCUGUUACUCCAGCAGACAUUAUUGUGCCUUUGCCUACCACACCAAAUCAUCCAAAUGGGUUUUCUUUGAUGACGCCAAUGUCAAAGAGGUGGGAUCCAGGUGGAAAGAUGUGGUCACCAAAUGCAUCAGAGGUCACUUCCAGCCUUUGCUUUUGUUCUAUACUAACCCUGAUGGCAGUGCUGUGAUAACAGACGAGGCCCAGCGGACCAACAGCAGUGCCAGCCAAAAUAAGAGCUCAAUCAAUGGAGACGCACCAGGUACUCCUAUAAUGGGUGGUAAGAAGUUGGAGUUGACUCGAGAAAACUUGACUGCUUUCUUCUCAAAUCAUGGUACACUGAAGCAGAAGACUCAGCCUCCCUCUGUAUUCAGUCGUGGCAGUAACCAGACUAGCGGCGGCAGAGGGCCAGUGAAGAUGAACCUUGAUCCAAAGAGUCGAUUUAGAGAGAUUUUGAGGGAGCUGCCGAAAGAAGGCCGUCCCAUCAACCUUAUCAAAAAGGACUCGGACCGGUCACAGACAAGACCAGAAGCACUUAGGCACCGGGACUCAGCGCCUGAGAAGCCUCACGCCCGCUCACUAUCGCCUCCUGAGAAUGGCUUCAAGCAUCUAGAGUCACGGCUGUACAGCAGCCAGGGCAGAGGUCCGACGAAAGCGGACCGCUGGCCUGUUACGACCACUCACUUCAACCACGAACCACGCUCUCAACCUCAGCCUCGUGUCCCGCUUUAUCCCCCUGGAGAGAAUCGCCCUCGAAGGUUGGAUGUCGGCAACGGCUACGAUACGGACAGCAGUCAGGGCUCUCGCAGCCGAGCCAAUCGGGCUUGGAGGCCGAUGAGAGAGGCACUUAAUGUCGACAGUGUACUAAACAGCGAUAAUAAUCAAAACUCCCACAACUCUCGCAGACAGACCUUUAAUCAGGAGAGCGAAGAGUUGGCAUGGAGCCGACGUGAAGAACGCAAACCCAAGAGUUUAAUGACGAUUUAUGAGGAUGAGCAGAGACAGGACAUGGGCAGCAGGAGCUCGUUAGAAUCGGAGGGUCGUGGACCUCCAGAGCAGGACAGGGUUAAAACAAUCGUCAGCAACCUCAACAUUCGGAUUGAUAACUGGAAAAUCCAGCGAACUGAAUCUGGAUAUGAAAGCAGUGAUCGUCUCAGCAGUAGCUCAGCCAAUCUGGACUCUCCUGUGGUGGAGAACUUGAGCAACAAAGAAAUGCAAUCCAUACCCGAACCAAACCUCUCCAGGGAACCAAACUACCAAAGGAGGUAUGAGGAUUCAAAGGCUGAGAUCUCACAUUCGUCCAUCUUCUACGGUGACCACCAAAAGAAAGCACAUGAUCGUUCCACGAGUCCUGUUAUUCCAAGAAGGCAAGCUUUUAGAUACAUUCCUGGUAAGGAGAAGAUGGAAAAGACUGAGGUAGAACGACCACAUGUAGUAAACGGGAACCCCAUCCCUCCUUAUUUCACCAAGACCAGCAGUUCGGAGUGGAACAGCUCAGAUGACCUUGCCGGUCCCUUUUCCGAGCAGGAGGAUUCGUCGUCACAUGCUGACGUGCCUCCUCAGGUUCCCUCUCGGACUCUAUCUCACUUCACAGCUCCACCGUUGCCUCCAAAACCACGUGUUUUGAGUUCAGAGAACCUACGACACCUCACGCAAGAUCCCUGCCCACCCAGUCCUCAGCGCCUUCUCCGGAACGGCUCUGCCCUGUCCCACAUCCAGCAGAAGUGGCUGGAAAACUCGCAUGAAUCACAUAUGAUCUCGUCGGACACAAGCUCCAAGUCUGGCUCCUCUGAUCAGGAGAGGAAUGAUCUGUCAGCUAGUGAGGGUGAGGAAAAGUUCUCCACCUUUCCUAAACCUGUUGUUGGCUCUCCUGUGAUCCCCACCACUUAUUUCUCCGUGGAUAACUGCAUGACGGACACAUACCGUGCCAAGUACCAUAAAAAGAGACCAGGGCUUUAUAUGAUGGCUGACUCUAGAGCCGGGGAUCACACCUCAUCUGGUGAAAGUGAUUAUGGGGAAAGAGUGUCACCAGCUCCUUCAGAAACACAGGCACCAUCUCACACCAGAGCCAUAGCGCAACCAGUGCAUGCUUCCAGUAAACCCACUGCAAAAUGGAACCCAGUUUCAGUGAAAGGACUGGAUGAACACGGCUUCCUAUGACACCAGUGUCAUCUGUGAAACACAGCGGUAGUGAUGAAACGUGCUAUUACAGGACUCCGAGACAUCUGGAUCAGUGGACGCUAAAGGGCCUUCUCCUGGAAGAUGUCCGUUUCUACACUUUGUGUUGUCUGCAUUCAGAGUGUGUGUGGCAGUAUCAAACAUUACAUUUGCACAUUUUCAAGCCAAAAGAGAACAAUAUUACAUAACUUAGAAGAAAAUAUUCCUUAACACUCCUUAGGCUUGAAUAAAUUUGAUGUAAGAUAACUUAAGACUAAAAAAACUAACAAAACUGAAAGAAUAAGAGUGCUUGAUUGUCCAAUGACGGUUUGCCCCUACGUGCGUUUGUUGAUUUGAAGGGAUGUUUCUGUUCACUGCUUCUGAUUUUCUCUUAAAUGGCUUAAUGUUUUGAUUGUUUUUGGAGAGAAGAGCUGCUAAAAGAUUUGAUUGUAUUUUCAGAAGGUGAAGCUGCUAAAUGUGAAACCAUUCCUGUGUUUAGUAAGAACUGCUUUUGAAAAGAGAAAAUAAGCUCUUCUUAAUGUUUCAUGGCCUUUUUUUGUUGGUUUAGGUGUGUGAUAUCUAUUUUUUUGUUAUUAUUUAGUCCCUGAUCAGUAAUUAAAAUGGGCAACUUUAAAUAUUUUCACCCUUCUAUCCUGUUGUUUUUCAACCAAUGUGCACAGAAAUUCUAGAGAGGACACUGGAGAUUGAAAUGGUCAUUUGUACGUAAAUGGUGGAACUUGACUUUAUUUGGGCACAGGAAAUGUUUGUUUUUCUUUUCAUAUUUGGAACAAUACAAGCUGUACAUUUUGUCAUUUUGUUUGUAUGAUCUUUUUUUUUUUGUAUAUUGCUAGGCUGAACACUGAAUAGUGCCUUAUUUUGUAUGUAAAGAUGGGAUAAAGGUGUUUUUAUCUGUAAAAUGUUAACUUUUUCAAUUCUUUUAUAAUAUUGUAGUUCAUUUUGGUUAAGAACUUUUAAUAAACUGAUUUAUUUAAGCAUAA